UCCGGUGGAGUCCGGAAGACUCUACCGGGAAGGGGCUAAAACUGCGCAGCCAAUCGGGGCAACACUUUCGCCUUACCGGGAGACUCGUGGGUAACUUGCUCUGGGGAAUCAGCACCAUGGCGUCUGGCUGCAAGAUUGGCCCGUCCAUCCUUAACAGCGAUUUGGCCAAUUUGGGGGCCGAGUGUCUCCGGAUGCUGGACUCUGGGGCCGAUUAUUUGCACCUGGAUGUAAUGGACGGGCAUUUUGUUCCCAACAUCACCUUUGGGCACCCUGUGGUAGAAAGCCUCCGAAAGCAGCUAGGCCAGGAUCCUUUCUUUGACAUGCACAUGAUGGUGUCCAGGCCGGAACAGUGGGUCAAACCAAUGGCCGUGGCGGGAGCCAAUCAAUACACCUUUCAUCUUGAGGCUACUGAGAACCCAGGGGCAUUGAUUAAAGACAUUCGGGAGAAUGGGAUGAAGGUUGGCCUUGCCAUCAAACCGGGAACCACAGUUGAGUAUUUGGCACCAUGGGCUAAUCAGAUAGAUAUGGCCUUGGUUAUGACAGUGGAACCUGGGUUUGGAGGACAGAAAUUCAUGGAAGAUAUGAUGCCAAAGGUUCAUUGGUUGAGGACCCAGUUCCCAUCCUUGGACAUAGAAGUCGAUGGUGGAGUAGGCCCUGACACUAUCCAUAAAUGUGCAGAGGCAGGAGCUAACAUGAUUGUGUCUGGCAGUGCCAUUAUGAGGAGCGAUGACCCCAGAUCUGUGAUCAACCUGUUAAGAAAUGUUUGCUCAGAAGCUGCUCAGAAACGUUCUCUUGAUCGAUGAAACCACAAGGAGUCCAGUGUUUAUGCUCAUGUGAAUUCUUUUUUACUGGAAGACAAGAAUAUUGACUAUCGAAUCCUAUCACAGUUGAAGCAGUGCUGUUUUACUGAGCAGCUAUUCAUUCCAGUGACUAAAAUCUAUUCUGCAGAACGUUCCAAGAGGUUAGAAAUUGGUGUGUAUAACUACCUUUUUAGUGAUAGAAUUUAAAGAUUAGUGUGGUAAAAUACCGUUUUUACUGGGAGACUUGAUUUUUAUAAAGUAAAAAUAUGGCUGUAUUAAGGUUAUGAACAGAAGUGUGUCUUAAAGCCUAAUGAAGGUGUACUAGCUACUAUGAAAAAAGAUGUUUUUUUUCUGCAUUUUAAAUCAUCUCUUUUCUUGGUUUUCCAAAGCAAAGGAAGUCCUUAUUCCUGUUUCGUGUUAUUUUGAUUUGUCUGUGCGCAUGAUAACAUGAGUAGAAUGGAACUUGUGAAAAAUCUAAGUUUGAAUCUGCUUAGGAUAGCGCACUGUAUUCUUGCUUCUUUAACAUCGGUCUUUUACUUUGCACCUUAUAUUUGAUGCAUAAAAACUGUAAAAACAGUGUAUUUCAGGUGGACUAUUCUAAAAUUACAAAUAGAGAUUUUAUCAAGUUGU
Molecule: messenger RNA, 1430 nt
Organism: Mustela lutreola (European mink)
Lineage: Eukaryota; Metazoa; Chordata; Mammalia; Carnivora; Mustelidae
Gene: RPE
Product: ribulose-5-phosphate-3-epimerase
Exons: 6
Coding region: 117-803 (228 amino acids)
Biological process (GO): pentose-phosphate shunt; pentose-phosphate shunt, non-oxidative branch; carbohydrate metabolic process
Cellular component (GO): cytosol
Molecular function (GO): metal ion binding; D-ribulose-phosphate 3-epimerase activity
Source: RefSeq, a predicted model, not a curated record